AUGUUUUUGUUUUCAUCCACCUCUUUGUCUUACCUGUCUUCAUUUCUCUUCAUCAUCCCACUUCCUUUCUCUCUGUCUUUUUAUCUCACUGACUCCAACCCACUUUUAUCCUUCAAUAAUCAAGUCAGAGAGGUACACCUCUACACAGAUAAUCACAGAAGAGGGAUGUAUCUGCAGAUGACUCUGGAUGGGAGAGUGUCAGGAAGCGACGCUCAGACCGCUUACAGUGUGCUGGAGCUGAAAUCAGUCCAACCGGGCCAUGUCGUUAUCAAGGGCCGGUCAUCGUCUCUGUUCCUCUGCAUGGACAGCGGAGGUGGUUUGAGUGGGCAGGUGCAGUACUCAGAGGCCCACUGCACCUUCAGGGAACUGCUGCUGGCAGAUGGAUACACUCGUUUCCUCUCCUCGCUCCACAGACUCCCCGUGUCUUUGGCGUCAAGACAUUCCCCAGAUCGACACGGUGUCCCCUUCACUCGAUUCCUACCACUUAGGAAUGCUUUGCCAGAGGAGAGUGUGCCUGAACAGCCACCGAACAAUCAAAGACACUUCCACGUGGACUCUGAUGAUCUUCUUGGAAUGGGUCUGAAUGCGAUGGACAGUCCUCAGUUCUCAGUGGACAAGUAA
Molecule: messenger RNA, 621 nt
Organism: Cyclopterus lumpus (lumpfish)
Lineage: Eukaryota; Metazoa; Chordata; Actinopteri; Perciformes; Cyclopteridae
Gene: fgf21
Product: fibroblast growth factor 21
Exons: 4
Coding region: 1-621 (206 amino acids)
Biological process (GO): animal organ morphogenesis; positive regulation of protein phosphorylation; regulation of cell migration
Cellular component (GO): cytoplasm
Molecular function (GO): fibroblast growth factor receptor binding; growth factor activity
Source: RefSeq, a predicted model, not a curated record